Phaeoacremonium minimum UCRPA7 is the source of this 3024-nucleotide messenger RNA. RefSeq names its product putative polyphosphoinositide phosphatase protein. Gene Ontology annotation, cellular component: intracellular membrane-bounded organelle. The transcript has a single exon. Gene Ontology annotation, molecular function: phosphatidylinositol-3,5-bisphosphate 5-phosphatase activity. The record is from RefSeq and is a predicted model, not a curated record. The coding region runs from base 1 to 3024 and encodes 1007 amino acids. Gene Ontology annotation, biological process: phosphatidylinositol dephosphorylation. Lineage: Eukaryota; Fungi; Ascomycota; Sordariomycetes; Togniniales; Togniniaceae.
AUGGAGAACGGAAACCCUGAUUCUGUGGGCGAGGGCACCAUCAACGGGGGCGUGGGGAGCGAGCCUCCGUCGCCGGACCAGAAGGAUACGCCGCCCAUCUUCCCGUUCCUAAACAACAGCACCGACACUCCGCCCGUCACUGCAGGCCAAGCUGCCCAGGCUCGCGCAGCCGACGACGACACCGAUGAUGACGAGCCGGCCGUCGCGAAGCCAUUCGUUCGAACCACAAGCCCCGACUCUGCACGCUCGACGCCGAACAGCACCUUCGAAGAGGAUGACAUUGCCACAGAAACCGAGGUCGUGGAAGAUGGGAAGAGGCGGCGACGUCUCGUGCACAAGAUGCACAAGUACAGUCUAUACGAGACGGCAAGCAGAUACUACAUCGUGGGCGCCGAUGUCACAGAAAAACGCUAUCGUAUCCUCAAGAUAGAUCGGACGGCCGACGGCGACGACUUGAGCAUUACGGAUGAUAAGAUCAUGUACAGCCAGAAGGAGAUGAACCAGCUCCUAGACACUAUUGACGACGGCAACAAGGGUACAGGAGGUAUCAAGCUGAAAUGCACAACCUGGGGCCUAUUGGGCUUCAUCAAGUUCACGGGACCAUACUACAUGAUCUUGAUCACGAAGAAGAGCACAGUAGCCAUGAUCGGCGGGCACUACAUAUAUCAAGUUGACGGCACUGAACUUAUACCCCUGACGCCGGCGAAGUACAGGACAGAUCAGAGGAAUACGGAGGAAUCACGAUUUCUGUCCAUCCUGUCCAACCUGGAUCUGACGAGAUCCUUCUAUUACAGCUAUUCCUACGAUAUCACACGGACGCUACAACACAACAUCACCAAGGAGCGUGCUUCCAUGCUGAAGGGGCUACCCUGCUCAUGCGACGAUGAUCAGAACUCCAUGUUUGUCUGGAAUCACUAUCUGCUCCAACCGGCAACGCAAGCCUUGAAGGAUCCGUUUGACUGGUGUCGUCCCAUUAUUCACGGAUACAUAGACCAAGCAUCGAUCUCCAUUUAUGGCCGUACCGCUUUCAUCACCAUCAUAGCCCGCAGGAGUAGAUACUUCGCAGGAGCACGCUUCCUCAAGCGUGGUGCCAAUGAUCUUGGUUACGUGGCAAAUGAUGUCGAGACAGAGCAAAUCGUCUCUGAAGCAAACACGACCUCGUUUCAUGCUCCUGGAGGCCGGCUGUUUUCAAGUCCUAAUUACACCUCAUACGUGCAGCACCGGGGAAGUAUCCCGCUAUACUGGACGCAAGACAAUACGGGAGUUACUCCGAAACCACCCAUCGAGCUCAACCUAGUGGAUCCCUUCUACAGCGCAGCGGCACUGCACUUCGACAAUCUCUUUGAGCGAUACGGUUCGCCUAUAUACGUCCUCAAUUUGGUGAAAGCUCGGGAGCGCACACCCCGCGAAUCCAAGCUACUAGAGGAGUACUCCAAAGCAAUCAAGUACUUGAACCAGUUCCUACCCAAAGAGCACCAAAUCUACCACCGAGCGUGGGAUAUGUCACGCGCAGCCAAGGAUCGCAACCAGGAUGUCAUAGGUACUCUGGAGAAUAUUGCCGAGGAUGUGGUAAUGACGACAGGCUUCUUCCACAACGGUGAUGGCAGGACGAGCCCUACUGAAGUGCAGAAUGGUGUGGCCAGGACAAACUGUAUUGAUUGUCUGGAUCGUACCAACGCCGCACAAUUCGUCAUCGGCAAACGCGCUUUGGGUUAUCAACUUCAUGCUCUUGGAAUACUGGGUGACACGGUCGUCAACUACGACACGGACGCAGUGAAUUUGUUCACUCACAUGUAUCAUGAUCAUGGAGACACCAUUGCCGUGCAGUACGGCGGAUCGCAACUCGUCAACACCAUGGAGACGUAUCGGAAGAUCAACCAGUGGACUAGUCAUUCGCGAGACAUGCUGGAAAGCUUCAAGCGAUACUACAACAAUUCAUUUAUGGAUGCGCAGAGACAAGAGGCGUACAAUCUGUUUUUAGGCAACUACAUCUUCGCCCAAGGACAGCCAAUGCUGUGGGAUUUGGCAACGGAUUAUUAUCUGCAUCACGCAAACCCUCGCACGUGGUCUGAGGUUCGGAAGCGUAGCUACAUCAAUUGGUACACUCCUCAAAAUCUUGAGAAGCGAUCGCUUCCACCUUUCCGUCCACCAAAAGGCCCAGCGAAGGAGAAGCCAGUCUCAUUCUUUGAUGACUAUUGGCUAGAGUACUACCGCCCUGCUACUCUGUCCUCAUUCCUAAAAAUGUUCCCGUACAAGAUGAAUUCCACUAUCAAGUACAUCCCUUUCAAGUCCACCCAGGAGGGCCGGUAUGAUUUGAGUCCCUUCCGUGUUCGCAACGAACUGGAAGGCGAUGCCCAGGAUAAGAAGAAGACUAAGAAGGAGGUGACGAUACUUGACCCUCAGGAGCUCGCGAAAGCGGGAGGUGAUGAUGAUGAUUCCACCAUGUCACCAAAAGUCCCGGGCCUCAGCAAGGACAAGGAGACAAAUGGUACUGGCAAUACCCAUACUAGGGGCAUUUCUCUCCAGCGGUGGCUGCAGCCAUCAGUCCAGGAUAAGAACAGUAAUGGUCCCCAAAGCAUCAUGAAAGAGACGGGAUUGCAAAUCAAUGGAUGGGGUGAGCACCCUAAGAGCAAGCCUUCUGCCAUCGAGAAAUCUCGGCAAGCGCAGUGGACUUUCACGCAGGUCGUUCAUGAGUCUCUCAAUCCAUCCGUUAACACCCAAGAGGCCGAGGAUUACACGCGCUAUGUCAGCCAUCCUCAGAAUUUGCCUCUGGUCGUCUCCGCCGAGGCGCCCGCGGAUCUUGAGGUCGACGCCGAGUAUGAGGAGUAUCUCAACGGUAACUGGCGGUCCGAUAAUCUUACUCCCAUAGGAGGGGAGGAAGACUACGCCAUCUACUCUGAGCUGUUGAAGGUGGGCGAGAAUCCUCUGACAGUGACGGAAGGCGACGCGUUGAAGAAGCGCUACAAGGCAUAUGGCAAGUGGCUGCGCGGGAAAUCUCUCUUCAAGCAGCAGCCUAUCGACUAG